Erigeron canadensis is the source of this 3819-nucleotide messenger RNA. RefSeq names its product putative disease resistance RPP13-like protein 1. The record is from RefSeq and is a predicted model, not a curated record. Lineage: Eukaryota; Viridiplantae; Streptophyta; Magnoliopsida; Asterales; Asteraceae. Gene Ontology annotation, molecular function: ADP binding. Gene Ontology annotation, biological process: defense response to other organism. The transcript has a single exon. The coding region runs from base 1 to 3819 and encodes 1272 amino acids.
AUGGCUGAAAUCAUUGUUUCUGCACUUAUCCAAGUCGUUUUUCAGAAGCUGGGAGAUGAAGGCUUGAAGCAUGUUGUUCGGGCCAAAGGGAUUGAGUCUGAGCUCAAUAAUCUGGGCAAUAAAUUGUCCAUGAUUCAAGAUCUCCUUAAUGAUGCUUCUGACAAAGAAACUGCCGAUAAAAGCGUUAAAAAGUGGCUCAACAGACUUCAACAUUUGGCUUAUGAUAUGGAUGAUGUACUUGAUAGUUUGGCAACCAAAGCUAUGAAUCCGGAGUUCACUAGCAAGGUAAGAAAACUCAUCCCGACUUUCAAACUUAGAAACAAAUUGCGUCAUCAGUUAGAUAACAUUGCCACUAAGUUACAACAACUAGAAAAGGAUGCAAGUUUUCUAGGAUUGAGAAUUGUGAAAGAUGAAAAGCCAAGAAGUAUGAGCAAUAAAAGAAAUGAAACAUCUUUUCCAAAUUCAUCCGAAAUUAUAGGACGACGAGGAGAAAAAACAGAAUUGCUACGUAAGUUGUUGGAAAAUGAGCCAUGUAAAGACAAGUUUAGCGUUGUACCUGUUGUUGGUAUGGGUGGGGUUGGUAAGACCACUUUAGCUAGAAAUUUGUACAAUGAAACAAUGGUGAAAAAUCACUUUACAGUCCAUGCAUGGGUAUGUGUUUCUGAUGAUUUUGAUGUUUUUAAGAUAACUGAAACCAUCUUUCGUGCGAUGGCUAGUGAAAACAAGGAGUUUAAGAAUUUCAAUGAGCUUCAAAUAGCUCUUUCCGAUCAACUCAAGGCGAAACGAUUUCUAAUAGUGCUAGAUGAUGUUUGGAGUGAAAACUAUGUCGAAUGGGAGAACCUAGUUAAGCCGUUUCAUUCCGGAGCCACUGGAAGUAGAAUAAUCAUAACAACCAGAAAGGAGGGACUGCUCAAACAAAUAGGUUUUCAUCAUCUAAAUAAGCUAGAGAGUUUGUCACAUGAUGAUGCUAUGUCUUUACUUGCUCGACAUGCAUUAGAUGUUGAUAACUUUGAUUCACAUACACAUCUCAAACCUUAUGGUGAAGGAAUUGUGAAAAACUGUGGGUGUUUGCCUUUAGCUUUGAAAGUGAUUGGAAGGCUAUUAAGAAAAAAAGCAAAUGAACUAUUAUAUUGGGAACAAGUAUUAAACGAUAAGAUAUGGCAACCUGAUGAUAAUGUUGUUCCAGCCCUUAGGCUAAGCUACCUAGAGCUUUCAGCAUGUUCGAAACAAUUGUUUGCAUAUUGCUCCUUUUUCCCUAAGGAUUUUUUGUUUAAUAAAAGGGAGUUAGUUCUGUUGUGGGUGGCAGAAGGUUUCAUUAAACAAUCAACUAGAAGCACGAUAACGGAAGAAUCCUUAGGUCAUGAGUAUUUUGAAGAGUUGUUAUCGAGGUCAUUUUUUCAACAUGCACCUAAUGGUGAAUCAUUGUUUGUGAUGCACGACCUUUUAAAUGACUUGGCCACAUUCGUUGCCGAAGAUUUUUUUCUCAAGUUGAAUGAUCAUAUUGAGAUUAAGACGCAAAUUUUGGCAAAGUACCGCCACAUGUCAUUUAUUCGUGAGAGGUAUGUUGGUUACCAGAAGUUCGAGGCAUUUAAAAGUGCCAAGAGUUUGAGAACUCUUUUGGCCGUGUCGGUUGGGGUGAAUGAAAGUUCUAGUUGCUUUUAUUUAUCGAAGAAGGUUUUGGUUGACCUACUUCCUAAGUUCCCACUUUUGAGGGUUCUUUGCUUAAGCGGCUUCGAGAUAAGUGAGGUACCAGAAUGUGUUGGUCAUUUGAAACACUUGAGGUAUCUUAACUUUUCAAAAACCAAGAUCAAAGAACUACCAGAAAACAUGGGCAAUCUUUAUAAUUUACAAUCACUAAUUGUUUUUGGAUGUGAUAAACUAUAUAAGUUGUCCAUAAGUUUUUCAAAGCUUAAAAAUUUGCGACAUCUUGACAUUAGGAAUACUCCAUUAUUGAAGCACAUGCCCCCGGGAAUUGGUGUUUUGCAUAGCUUACAAACGCUGAGCAAAAUUGUCAUUGGAAAAGAGGAUGGUUUUAGGAUAACCGAGCUCAAAGAGUUAAAGAAUCUUGAGGGGAAGUUUUGCAUUGAGGGGUUGGAUAAAGUGCAAGAUGCAACACAUGCACGGGAUGCAAGCUUAUCGACGAAAAGACUUUCCAAGGUAAAGCUAGUAUGGGAUUAUGUAUCUAAUGAUUCUCAAAAUGAAGCGUUGCAAAAUGAGGUCCUUAGUGAACUCAAGCCUUCUAGUAAUGCUUUGAAGAAAUUCAAAAUCACUUCAUACUCGGGAACAGAGUUUCCAAACUGGCUCGGGGAUCCCUCCUUUGACAAGCUGGUUUGUGUGUCGAUUGUUGGCUGUAGAAAGUGUACGUCUUUGCCAACACUUGGGAGAUUACAAUCACUAAAGGAGUUGUAUAUUGAAGGUAUGGAUGCUGUUAAAAUCAUAGGUUUAGAGUUACUUGGGACCAGUGGUGUUGCCUUCCAUUCUCUUGAAAUUCUAAGUUUCAAAUCUAUGUUUGGGUGGUCUGUAUGGUCGACCAAUAUAGGGGAUGUUGAUAUAAUACUUCCACAUCUUCGUGAGCUUUAUAUAGAGGAUUGUCCAAGGUUGGUUGACAUCUCACUUAAAACGAUACCUUCAUUGAGAUAUCUAGAUUUAAGAGGAUGUGGUUAUGGUGUGUUGAGAAGCAUGGUACGUGUAGCUUCGUCACUCAUUCACCUAGUAAUAAAUAAUAUUGCAGGGCUUAGUGACGAGGUAUGGAGAGGUGUUAUGAAGAAUCUUUGUGCAAUUCAAAAAGUAUGGGUCUAUUAUUGUAAUGAAUUAAGGUACAUAUGGGAUUCCAAUGAAGAGGCAAGUAAGAAUCUUAUGAAUUUGAGGACUUUAAUAGUGAAGGGGUGUUCAGAGUUAGUGAGAUUGGGAGAGAAAGAUGAGGGUUGUAGGAGCGAUAUACUAACAUCACUUAGGAUUUUGAAACUAAAGUAUUGUUAUAAUUUGAAGAACUUUAGUUGUCCAGGUAGUAUUGAGACAUUGAAAAUUAGAAAUUGUAGUUCAAUUACAAACGUCUCCUUCCCAAUAGGAGGAAUGAAGAAGCUCAAUUCAUUGAUUAUUCAAUCUUGUGAGGAACUAGUUGUAACGGGAAAGGACUUGUUGGGUGCGGGAGAAAAUACCAACAACAAAUCAAUUCUCGAAAAUGUGAAAAUUCUUGGAUGGCCAAAUCUUACAUCAAUGAAUGGGUUAUUGAACUACAGUCACCUCACCUCCUUAUGCAUAGUCCAUUGUGAAAAUAUCGAAUCAUUUCCCGAUCUCGAGCUCCCAAAUCUCACCUCAUUAACAAAUCUCGUAAUUGCGCAUUGUCCAAGUAUUGAUGGCUGUUUUCCACGUGGAUACUGGCCUCCCAAAUUGGUUUCUCUUUUCAUUGGGGGGUUGAAGAAGCCCAUAUCAGAGUGGGGGCCACAAAAUUUUCCAACGUCUCUUGUAGAAUUAAUAUUAGUGGGAGGAAAAAACGACUAUCAGGUGAGAAAUUUGGGCCGAUUGUCUCCUCAUCUUUUUCCUUCAAAUCUCCAUUCUCUAAGAAUAUGGAAUUUUGAGAAAUUGGAAACAGUUUUCAUAGGACUCCAACACGUUAACUCCCUUAGAUGCUUAGAGAUUGGUGGUUGUCCAAAACUAAAAGAUCUACCAGACAAGUUAUUGCCUUUACUCUUGAGUUUAAAAAUAAAGAGAUGCCCAAAACUGAAAAGAAAGACAUGUAAAAAAGGGUUUGUCAACAACUACUGGGCGAGAAUGUCACAUAUCCCUUGUAUUGAGAUAGAUGAGGAAUUACAAAAUUAA